Molecule: messenger RNA, 291 nt
Organism: Rubroshorea leprosula
Lineage: Eukaryota; Viridiplantae; Streptophyta; Magnoliopsida; Malvales; Dipterocarpaceae
Source: the annotation of a GenBank genome assembly
AGGUUUAGUUGUGGGUUUCGUCACUACCAAUUCCAUUUUUUCCGGUUGUUCUGAUGAUAGGCGUCACAUGUUUCGAAGUUUACAAGUGGAAUGGAAGAAUCAAAGGCAACCAUGUCAAAGCGUGGAAAUCAAGUGUGACCCAUCCCAUGGCUAGGCUUUAUUUAGCUAGACAAGGAGAGCCUGAGGCACGGUGUCGAUGCCGGUGGUUUCCGGUUGUUGGUGGCGAGGAGGUGCUGACCUGACAGCCAAUGCCAAUAGCUUGCCUAUUUAUAAUAGAUCCUUAUUCUUCUU